Messenger RNA from Scatophagus argus, 1535 nucleotides. It is a transcript of the gene etfa, whose product is annotated as electron transfer flavoprotein subunit alpha. NCBI's taxonomy places the organism in Eukaryota, Metazoa, Chordata, Actinopteri, Scatophagidae. Gene Ontology annotation, molecular function: flavin adenine dinucleotide binding; electron transfer activity. Gene Ontology annotation, cellular component: mitochondrion. The transcript is spliced from 12 exons. Bases 120 to 1121 code for a protein of 333 amino acids. The record is from RefSeq and is a predicted model, not a curated record.
CACAGUUGUUAGUAACGGGGAGGGGUCACGUGAUUAUCGUUUUCGAUCGGUCUCUCGCGAGAACACACACCGACAACCUUUGGCACAGUUUCUGCUGCAAGUAGUCACAAGGAUUCAAGAUGAACAGAGCUUUGAACAGAACAAGUCUGAAACAGUUGACUGGUCUCCUCCAAAGGUUUCAAAGCACCUUGGUGGUUGCAGAGCACAACAAUGACAAGCUGACCCCCAUUACACUCAAUGCCAUCACAGCUGCUAGUAAGCUGGGUGGAGAGGUGUCAUGCCUGGUUGCUGGAACAAACUGCGCAAAGGUUGUGGAGCAAAUCAGCAAAGUGCACGGUGUGAAGAAUGUUCUGGUUGCUCAACAUGAUUGUUACAAAGGGUUCCUGCCGGAGGAGUUGACUCCGCUUAUCCUGGAAACACAAAAGCAAUUUAAUUUCACCCACAUCUGUGCUGGUGCAUCUGCCUUUGGAAAGAGUUUGCUUCCCAGAGUUGCUGCCAAGUUGGAUGUUGCUCCAGUUUCAGAUAUUAUUGAGAUCAAGUCUCCAGACACUUUUGUGAGAACCAUUUAUGCUGGAAAUGCUCUCAGCACUGUGAAAUGUAAUGAGGCGAUCAAGGUCUUAACAGUCAGAGGGACGUCUUUUGAGGCAGCUCCAACAGAGGGAGGAAGUGCUGCGUCACAAGAUGUUUCUGCUGCUUCACCCACUGGAGUUUCUGAGUGGCUGGAACAGACUCUGACAAAGAGUGACCGUCCAGAGCUGACCAGCGCCAAGGUUGUUGUGUCAGGAGGAAGGGGCUUGAAGAGUGGAGAAAACUUCAAGCUGCUUUAUGAUCUUGCUGAUAAGAUGAAUGCUGCAGUUGGUGCAUCCAGAGCCGCAGUGGAUGCUGGGUAUGUUCCAAACGACAUGCAGGUUGGACAGACGGGCAAGAUUGUAGCACCAGAAUUGUACAUUGCUGUUGGUAUCUCUGGAGCCAUUCAACACCUGGCUGGAAUGAAAGAUAGUAAGACUAUUGUUGCCAUCAACAAGGACCCAGAGGCUCCCAUUUUCCAGGUGGCUGACUACGGAUUGGUCGCUGAUCUUUUCAAGGCUGUUCCUGAGAUGACUGCGGCAUUGAACAAGUGAAGAGCAAAACAAAAGUCAAAGCUGGAGCCCACAUUCGGAAGAAUUCAGAGAGUGACCACAGGAACACACAGCUGCUGCCUUAGAACACACUCUGGAGCUAUGAGUGUUUGCAUACAGAAAUAAUUUCCAUCGUCAACAUCUUCUCCCUGACUGGAAACAGAAGAACAUUCUCCAUUUAGAAAUGAAUGCCAGUUUUUUUAAGAAUCUUAAACAAGUAAUAAAUAUCAAUGGGUAAGGGUGUACUUACCUCGAGGGAUGUAGUAGUACCAGUUGUAAUUUGUAUUUACACUAAAGGAGGUCUUUGGGAAUGCUUUGUUUUGACGUGCUGUUGAAGAUGUAGCUCUUUAUGUUUCCACACAGUGUGUACUAACUGAUAUGCUCUUUGGGAAUAAUGGAUUAAAUUAACAAAUAAUA